GCAUAUUCUCCGCGAUUUGCCCCGGUUCACUUGGACCUGGUCCAUGCAAUGAUUUCCCCAUCACCGGGGAAGGGACCAUGUUGAUUCCACGAACAUCCUAGGGAGUAGAUACAGUGGAAGCAUUUGAUCGCACGUGUGUGAGUAGAAGUCCGUUGUGGACGGGGCUAAGUCAAAGGAUAGCGUUGCGGGGGAAUCCGCUUCCGUCACCCCCUCCGCGUCCGCAUCAAGCCAGACGGACGAAGUGACGCGAACAGGGAACGCCAACGCGGUAUCCACCCACGUUGGGUCCCAGCCAUCGCGACCCUCCCAUUCAAAUCCAACGGUCCUCUUUCAUCCCUCUCUUGUAUAAAAGCAAAGAGUCUACAAAACCCCUUUCGUUUCAUACAUGGGCUGGUCAACUCCAACCCCCUCUCUUCUUUUCUUCUCUGCGCAACUCCCAUCAGAAGAGUCCAGAUCCGAGAUCUUUCCCCGUCCCUGCCUCACAAUUCUCCUUCCCAGAAGCUUCCGCUUUGUUCGCCCCCAAUUAGUAGAAAAGGUUACUACCGCCAGCUACUGUGACCGACCAGAGCAGUAACUACCAUCUUGGUUUAAGAAUAAGAAUCAGUAAUAUUCUCAUACCAUGAGGGGGGGAAGAAGAGGCUGCCACCCACAGAAUGGGAAAGCGAGGCGGCGGCGCCGGAGACCUCCUCCUCGGUGGCCAGCAAGAGGCCUAAAGUGCCAGCUCUUACUGGUGUUAUAGUAGAAGCGCUGAAGAUGGAUGGCUUGCAGAGGCUCUGCUCCACUCUAGAGCCUCUUUUUCGCCGGAUCGUCAGUGAAGAAGUGGAGCGUGCAUUGACAAAAUCAAGCUGUGCCAGUUUGACCGGAAGCAGGUCCUCCCCCCUGAGAAUAGACGGACCAGGGGGGAGGAAGCUGCAACUUCAUUUCAGAUCAAGGAUGCCCCCUCACCUAUUCACUGGAGGAAAGGUAGAGGGGGAACAGGGUGCAGCGAUCCAUGUUGUGCUGCUGGAUGCAAACACUGGCAUGGUUGUCCCAUCAGGGCCUGAAUCGAUGGCUAAACUAAAUGUAAUGGUGCUGGAAGGUGACUUCAAUGAUGAAGCUGAUGAUGAUUGGUCCCAAGAGCACUUUGAAAGCUAUGAAGUGAAGGAGCGUGAAGGAAAGAGGCCACUUCUCACUGGGGACUUGCAGGUAACUCUCAAAGGAGGAGUUGGCACCCUGGGAGAACUGACCUUCACAGACAACUCUAGCUGGAUAAGGAGCAGAAAAUUUAGAAUUGGUUUGAAACUGGCUGAUGGUUAUUGUGAUGGCAUUCGCAUUCGUGAGGCUAAGACUGAGGCAUUUGCCGUAAAAGAUCACAGAGGAGAAUUAUACAAGAAACACUACCCACCUGCCUUACAUGAUGAGGUAUGGAGAUUGGAAAGAAUAGCAAAGGAUGGAGCACUGCACAAGAAGUUGGUAAAUGCCAAUAUAUUAACUGUUGAAGAUUUCCUCCGAUUUCUUGUCAGAGAUCCACAGAGAUUAAGAAAUGUACUUGGAAGUGCCGUGUCCAAUAAGAUGUGGGAGAACACAGUGGAGCAUGCCAAGACUUGUGUGCUAGGUGGGAAGCUUUAUGUAUACUACUCUGAUGAAACAAGAAGCAGUGGAGCUGUUUUUAACCACAUUUAUGAGCUUAGGGGACUUAUUGCAAAUGGCCAGUUUCUCUCUGUUGAAUCACUUUCUCAUGAUCAAAAGUACAAUCUAAAACAGGUCUCAGUUGAUCUGUUAGUCAAGAGAGCAUAUGAUGACUGGAACCAUGCCAUAGAGUAUGAUGGCCAAGACCUGCUGAAUUCUGUAAAGAGUAGUCAAAAGGCACAACAUCCACCCACCACAGACUACAACUCCCCCCUUGGCAUGAGCCAUUGUCUCAUGCCAACAGCACACCCUGAAGGCUACCAUUCAUCAAGCUCUGGAACUUGUCUCCAGAAUGAAGGAACUCACAGUAAUCACUCAGCCCUGCUAGCUCUUGCAACCCCACAAACAUCAUAUGGCGGUGCUUGUACUUCAGGAGAAUGGCCACAUGUGCAAGAAGAGCAGAAUUUCAAUGAUUACAUGGAAGAGAUUCGCAUCAGGAGUUUGGAGAUCUUAGAACAUGGUGACAUGCAGUGCUUGCUGAGCUCCUUUAAUACAAAUGGAGUCGGAGUUUUUGGUAGUUCCAGUGAGGCUCAUUAUUCUUAUCCUAGUGCUCACUUUGAGCCUCAGAGUGAGUGCAUGUUUGGGCAGGAGCAUAACCGAAAUAAUGCAAAGGCUGCGAUAAGUUGGCUUAAGCUGAAAGCAGCUUUCAGAUGGGGCAUCUUCGUUAGAAAGAAAGCUGCAGAGAGGAGAGCUCAGCUGGUGGAGUUGGAUUGAAUAAAGAUGAUAAGUAUUGACCAUCCUCUCCUCUUCUAUCUGAGUCUUCUGUAUUCAAGUCUCCUGUAGGAGAAAUGAUAACAUUGACAGUCUCUCUUAAAGACUGGAUGAUUGUCAGAAAUCAGAGAAUAUAGCUCACAACUAGCCUGUUGCCUAUAUAUGAGCCUAACUAGUUGCCUAGAGAUGAUACCAGGCAGCCUUCAGUCAGUCUGAGCCUAUUCUCAUGACCCAUGUUCUCUUCCUAAUAGUAUCACUUUGAUUUGGUGAAGACUCCUGUUCUCACUAUGGUAUAUUAAUUUGCUGAUUGUUGAAGUUUUGAGGUUGAAGCCAGAAAACUUUUAGGUGUUUUGUUGUGGAUAUUGUGCUGUUUCGUGAUUGCAUGUAUGUGCUCUGUUCCUUUGUAAAUUUGACUGUGGAAGCUACCUCAGCUUUGUAAUAAGAGUGUUAAUCAUUUCAGUUCAUUACUUGGUAUCCUUUAAAA
Molecule: messenger RNA, 2863 nt
Organism: Elaeis guineensis (African oil palm)
Lineage: Eukaryota; Viridiplantae; Streptophyta; Magnoliopsida; Arecales; Arecaceae
Source: RefSeq, a predicted model, not a curated record